UUAACUGAAACAACUCCACAGAAAAACUAUUUGGAGACUGAUCAGUUUAGCCUUUUUUGGUGAUAGAAGUUGUGUAGAUCAUCUAUGUAACUGGUUCAUCAUUCAUGUGGGGCCUUUAGUGAGUUAAUUACCCAUAAAACAUAGAACUGAAUAGACUCAAUUGUGACAAAAUUGUUAUUUAGAACUUCCUUUCCAUUGGUUCAGUGAGAGGGGAAGGAUCAAGGAACAUGUCUUGGUUGGGUAUGAAGAAAAGAUAACUCUGCUUUCACAUAACAUAGGAAAAAUGCAUUCUUAAUUUUAUCCUGUUCCAACUGCCUCCAUGUAAUCACCAAAGGCCGUGCGCAUGUCGAUUGACUAUGCCAUUUCUUUCAACACGCACAUUACUUGAUAUGUUUGUUAGUUAUCGAUACUCAAGUAUAUUCUUGUCUUAGUACCUUUUUUGUGGUAUAUCCAGCAAAAAAUAUUGUCUCCAUGGGACUUGUGUAAUGGUUUCCUUUGAAAGUCCAAAACCUUUCCUAUGUGCUUUCUUGGCAUUUGGACUCAUAUUCGAGAUUCCAGUCAAUUUUAUCAUUCUAAAAGACCAGCAAUUACCUGGGCCAAUACAUAAGGAUAGAAAGAUAUUUAAGCAGGCAAGCAAUCUAGUCACUGCCAGCACAUUGAACGGUAAAAGACACACAUGAGAGCCUUUUUUAUAGACCUGUAAUACAAGCGUAAGACUCAGAGAAGUGAAUCAUUUGAGAAAUGUCCGUACCCAAAAAUCCUGGUUUGUUGGAAGAGGGAGAGGAAGAGGAGAGCUAUGGGACGUCAGAGUCGAUGGACCCCGAACUGUACAGAGCAACUACAAAAGGUGAUAUUCUUGAAUUCAUAAAAGCGAUGGAACAUGGCACGCUAGAAAGGCAAUAUCACUCAUCGGCUGGCUGUGUCCAACUAGGUCCCCAGAAAAACACAGUUCUGCAUAUUGCAACAAGCUGUGGACACUAUGAGAUCGUUAAGCUUCUUUGCAAUGACUUGCCAUUCUAUGUUGCCGAAAAAAACUCUAAAGGCGACACUCCACUGCACAUCGCAGCAAGAGCAGGUGACUCAUUGCUUGUCACUCUACUAAUCAAUUGUGAUUUGAGAGAAGGUGCUUUGGAAUUGGAAAAUGAAGAGCGUAAUACUGCAUUGCAUGAGGCGUUAGGUCAUCGUCAUCGGAAGGUGGCUCGAAUUCUUAUUGAUAGGAACCGAAGCGCAUGGUAUUCGGUUAAUAAGGAAGGGAAGUCUGUGCUGUAUCUGGCAGCAGAAGCGGGUUUUGUUGGUCUUGUUAAGCUGCUUAUGGAGAAUCCUGCUGGUAUAUGCAGAGUCGAAGGGCGAAUCAGGAAUAAGUCACCAGUUCAUGCUGCUAUCCUCGGGAAGCACAUAGAUGUCCUAAAGAUGUUGUGGGAAAAGGACCAGUCCUCCUUCAAUUUGAGAUGUGAUGAGGAGGGGAGAAAUGCACUUCACUUUUCUGCAUCAUUAGGUUUUCUUGAAGGGGUCAAGUUCUUGCUAAGCAAUUUUUGCGCUGCCGCUUACCAAAGGGACAUAUAUGGUCUCUUUCCUAUUCACACAGCGUCGAGUGAAGGCCAUGUCGACAUAAUCCAAGGGAUGCUCCAGCACUGCCCUGAUUCAAGGGAACUGCUCACUUUACAAGGUCAGAAUAUCUUUCAUGUCACAGCCAAGAGUGGAAAUGACAAAGCAGUUAGUUCUAUGCUCAAAAUGCCAGAGCUGGAGAAACUCUUAAAUGAGAAGGACAAUGAAGGAAACACGCCUUUACAUGUUGCCACCAUUUGUGGGCAUCCGAGGAUUGUUAGAGCUCUAACAUGGGAUGAGAGGGUCGACUUAGAGCUCGUAAACAACAACGGGUUAACAGCGCUGGACAUUGCUGAGGAAUUUAUGGAAACAAGGGCAUCAUUUCGGAAGCGACUGACAUGGAUGGCCUUGAGAGUUGCUGGUGCUCCACAAUCUCCACACACAAAUAUUUCCAGACAAACCUCAAGUGCUGGGCAAAAUCCCGAAUUAGAGAACUACAAGGACAAGGCCAAUGUAGUUCUACUGGUGGCAACACUAGUCGCGACUGUAACUUUCACUGCUGGUUUCACUGUCCCUGGUGGCUACAACAAUUCUGACCCUGACCAAGGCAUCGCAACCAUGCUAGCCAAAGUGAAGUUUCAGGAAUUCAUGAUUUGCGACACCAUAGCUAUGUACAGCUCCAUCAUAGUCACCGUCACUCUCAUAUGCGCACAGCUUGGCGAUCUUAGUUCGAUGCAUGUUGCCUUGAAAUUAGCAGUGCCACUUCUGGCUAUUGCGGUAGCCAUGAUGUCCAUAGCUUUCAUGGCGGGUCUUUACGUCGUGGUGAACACAGUCAGUUGGCUUGGCAAUGUUAUUCUGGUUAUGGGCUCCAACGUUGUCAUCGUGCUAGCAGCCCUCUUCGUGCCCCUCUGCUUCUUGGGUUCAUCCAACUACCACAUCUUUCGCCGACUCUCAUACUUUCCGUUUCGCCUCCUACUAUACGCCUUUGGAAGCUAUACCGAACGUGAUGAAAUUGAAGAUUAACGAAAUCCGUUCCCUUAUCUUUUGCGUCCUUUUGUUUCAAAUAUUUUCCCCACUACACGAUUAGUGUCGAAAAGCUAAUCGUGUGGUGGAGAAGGAAUUUGGGAUAGAAGGACGGGGGAGAUUUGGACGUUCAUUUAUGUACAACAUAGCCUGUCAUUCUUCUGUGUAAUCUAUUGUGGAAUGAGUGUAUUGGGACCAAUGAAGUGUUGGUCUGGUGGCUUGUGGUUGUAUUGGAGUAGUUACUACUUCUUUCAUCCCAUUUUUUAGAGUUCAGUAUUUUA
Messenger RNA from Rhododendron vialii, 2849 nucleotides. RefSeq names its product protein ACCELERATED CELL DEATH 6-like. Gene Ontology annotation, cellular component: plasma membrane. Gene Ontology annotation, molecular function: protein phosphatase regulator activity; protein phosphatase 1 binding. Lineage: Eukaryota; Viridiplantae; Streptophyta; Magnoliopsida; Ericales; Ericaceae. The coding region runs from base 742 to 2568 and encodes 608 amino acids. The record is from RefSeq and is a predicted model, not a curated record. The transcript has 3 exons.